AUGCUGUUGGAGUUGGAGAGGGAAUGCUUAGAAGUGUAUAGGAGAAAGGUUGAGGAGGCUGCCAAUGCUAAGGCAUGCCUCCAUCAUUCUGUUGCAGCCAAAGAAGCUGAGCUUGCAACUCUUAUGGCUGCUCUUGGGGAGCUAAAUCUUCAUUCACCAAUUCAGGCAGAGAGGUCGGCAUCAUUGAAAGAAAAACUUGCAUCUGUCACACCGUUGGUAGAGGAACUGAAAAUGAAGAAAGAAGAACGAAUGAAGCAAUUUGCAGAUACAAAGGACAAAGAGCUGGAUGAACAGGACUUGUCACAAAGAAAGCUCGCUGAAUAUCAAACACAACUUCACACUCUUCAAAAGGAGAAGUCGGACCACCUCCAUAAAGUUUUGGAAAAUGAGAAUGAAGUGCAUUCUCUCUACGGUGUGCUUGGCUUGGAUUUUGGGCAGACUGUGAGUGACGUGCAUCCAAGCUUGCAUGGUACAAGUGUUGAACAGUCCAUUAAUGUCAGCAAUAGCACAUUGGAAGGGCUAGAACAGGCCAUUGCCAAGUUGAAAAUAGAAAGGAAAGCUAGAUUACUGAAGCUGAAAGAUAUUGUUGCAUCACUGCUUGAACUUUGGAACUUGAUGGACUCACCAAAGGAAGAGAUGCCAACACUUGGGUUGCACUAA
Messenger RNA from Carya illinoinensis, 660 nucleotides. RefSeq names its product 65-kDa microtubule-associated protein 6-like. Gene Ontology annotation, molecular function: microtubule binding. NCBI's taxonomy places the organism in Eukaryota, Viridiplantae, Streptophyta, Magnoliopsida, Fagales, Juglandaceae. Gene Ontology annotation, biological process: microtubule cytoskeleton organization. The transcript is spliced from 2 exons. Gene Ontology annotation, cellular component: cytoplasm; spindle. The record is from RefSeq and is a predicted model, not a curated record. The coding region runs from base 1 to 660 and encodes 219 amino acids.